AUGCACCAUAUACUGAGUUUCCCAGUCGAAAUCAUUAUUUACGUGUUCGAAUCACUUGAUGAUAUUGACGAUGCCUUGCAUUUUGCGAGAUGCUGCAAGUAUCUUUAUAGUGCUUUCAACCCAAUGGGCGUCCGAUUGGCGAUAUUCAGAUCCGUUAUUGCACGGGCUUCACAUCACGAAUAUGAUGUUGAGCUAAGUCAACGCACGAAUCUGUAUGGACAAUUUUCCGAAGAUUUCUAUGAGACACUGUCACUUCCUAUUGCGGAAAACCCAACCUACCGCAAGUCUCUAGCCUACAAAUUUCUAAGCCCUUUGACAUGUGGCGAUAAAAUCCCUGCUGAAAUUGUCUGGGAUGUGGUCUGUAGGUGGCAAAGAAUGCGUGUUCUGUACAAUCUCUAUUGCAACUCUGCAAUCAACGAAGCCUAUUCCACUUCCACAUUCCCUAAAUCCCGAAUCGGGUCUAGGAAUGGGUUUCAAAGAGAUGUCGCGAUGACUAGAGAGCCUGCUCUCCAGCCCCCAUCUGAUCGCAUCCUCGCCAGUGUCGAGUAA
Messenger RNA from Penicillium waksmanii, 549 nucleotides. RefSeq lists its product as uncharacterized. Gene Ontology annotation, molecular function: protein binding. The record is from RefSeq and is a predicted model, not a curated record. The transcript has 2 exons. Lineage: Eukaryota; Fungi; Ascomycota; Eurotiomycetes; Eurotiales; Aspergillaceae. The coding region runs from base 1 to 549 and encodes 182 amino acids.